Messenger RNA from Lathyrus oleraceus (garden pea), 1074 nucleotides. Its product is annotated as CASP-like protein 2A2. Bases 271 to 921 code for a protein of 216 amino acids. Lineage: Eukaryota; Viridiplantae; Streptophyta; Magnoliopsida; Fabales; Fabaceae. The transcript is spliced from 3 exons. The record is from RefSeq and is a predicted model, not a curated record.
AAUAUGUAGAUUGUCAUAAUGGCAUUCAUUGCUUAUUCAGUCUCUCCAUACCUAACCUACUUGUCCCAUCCUCCACUCUUUACUCUCUUCUUAACUUCACCUAAUUAAUUCCUCACAUACCUUACCCUCCAAGACCAAACCUCAAAUAGUAGUUGCUCUAGUACAGAUACAUGUUUCUCUGCCCUUAUCAAAACUCAUCAAAACCACACCAGAAACAAUAGACAGCAACAUAAAAGACGUAAGGUAACUCUGUGUAAUCCAUAGAUCUUGAUGAUGGAGAAAGGAACUGGUAUUGUUGUUACAGCUACAAGAUCUCCCAUGCAGCUUAUGAUGGGACGUGCUGUUACUGCAACAAGUGAUCAGGAGCUAGAAGGUAACACAACUACCUUCCUACGCACUGCCGAGACUUUCCUGCGUCUACUUCCCAUUGGCCUUUGCGUUACCGCUCUUGUCCUCAUGCUUAAAAACUCCGAAGAAAACGAUAAUGGCUCUGUCUCCUACACUGACCUUGGAGCUUUCAGGUAUUUGGUUCACGCGAAUGGUAUUUGCGCAGGUUAUUCCCUACUUUCGGCUGUUCUUGUUGCUGUCCCCCGCCCUACUAUAUCUCGGGCUUGGACUUUCUUCUUCCUCGACCAGGCACUAACAUACAUAGUUUUGAGCGCGGGAGCUUCGUCGAUGGAGGUGGUGUUCCUGGCUGAGAAUGGAGACAGUGCAACAGUGUGGAGUUCAGCUUGUGGUUCUUUUGGUCAGUUUUGUCAUAAGGUCGCAGCUUCGGUAGCUAUAACGUUUGUAGCACUGGUUUGCUAUGUCAUUCUUUCUGUCAUUUCCUCUUACAAGCUGUUCAGUAUGUAUGAUGUUCCAGCAAGUAGCACCACUACUGCUACGGGCACUGACCAUAUUGCUCCUGCUUUCCGUGGCUAGCUUACGCUUAUGCUUGUUGUGUUAUAGGAUGAUAAUUUAGCAGUUAAAUUUUCUAUGUUUUAUGCUCAAGAUAGGUGUGGCCAAUAAUAUUAAAUGUAUCUAUGUAUUACAAGAACUUUGUUUAUUAUAUAUAUGGUUCAUGGAUCCUUUUAA